AUGCUCCUUCAAUGGGUAGACCACAUAAGAACCCGGGAAGUAGGGCUAGCAAGAGGUGCGCCUAGAGAUGCUGCUGUGAGGUUCGAGGGCAGAACACCUGCAAGGACUUAUGAUAUACGUGCCCUUGAAGAAGCUGAGUCUCCCGAUGUGAUUACGGGCACCUUUUCUAUCCAUGAUAUAUUUGUCAUUUCUUUGAUUGACCCAGGGUCUACCCAUUCUUAUAUCUAUAAUUCAGAGUUGUUAAAAAAGAAAGAAGAUAAUCAGCGUGUUAGAGACACUCAAGGCUCAAAACAAAAGUCAAAGCUCUUGAAAAUGGCUGAAAUAAACUCAGAACCAGCUGAGCAAUCCAUUUACAAUCGGAUAAACGUAUUGAAGGCUUUCGAUGAAACAAAAUCAGGAGUGAAAGGGUUGGUAGAUUCAGGUUUAUCAAAGAUUCCGACCAUUUUCAUCAACGAAGAGUACAUGCUUGAGAGAAACAACAACAUCCAUAACCAGAAAUCUGGAAGCUCCACCAACAAUGGCGGUAUCCCGAUCAUAGACUUGACCGGUAUGGACAAUGAUCCAAAUUUACGUCGUGAAAUAGUGAAGAAAGUUAGAGAAGCUUGCGAGAAAUGGGGUUUCUUUCAAAUUAUCAACCAUGGGAUUCCGGUGACAACUUUGGAUGAAAUGAUGGAUGGGAUUCGGAGGUUUCAUGAACAAGAUAAGGAAGCUAAGAAAGAGUUUAAUUCUCGAGAUAUAACCAGGAAAGUGUAUUAUAAUAGUAAUUUCGAUCUUUAUUUGGCUGAAGCAACCAAUUGGAGGGAUUCUUUGAAUUGCAUUAUGGCACCUCGUGGACCUCUUCCUCAACAACUGCCUGCUAUUUGCAGAGAUAUAUUCAUAGAAUAUUCAAACAAAGUGAUGAAAUUAGGGCAUACUUUGUUGGAAUUGUUCUCGGAAGCUUUGGGUCUGAACCUGAGUUAUUUGGAAGAUAUUGGGUGCGAUGAGGGACAGUUUAUGAUAGACAAUUACUAUCCACCGUGCCCUGAACCGGACUUGACAUUGGGCAUCAGCAGUCACACCGAUUGCGGCUUCUUCACCAUACUUUUACAAGAUCAAAUCGGCGGACUUCAAGUCUGCCAUCAAAAUCAAUGGCUUGAUGUUAAAUCUAUACAUGGAGCUCUUAUUAUAAAUUUGGCCGAUAUGAUGCAGUUAAUAUCCAAUGACAAAUUUAUUAGUGUCCAUCAUAGAGUGCUUGCUAAUACAAAAGGUCCAAGAGUUUCAGCAGCAAGUUUCUUUAGAACACAUCUUCCACCAGAGAAUGCUUCAAGGCUUUACGGACCAAUUAAGGAAUUGAUAUCUCAAGAAAAUUCUCCACUUUAUAGGGAAACUACUACUAAAGACUUCGUGUCAAUAUUCUACUCCAAAAGGCUUGAUUGUAAAACUCUUCAAUACUUUAAGUUAUGA
Molecule: messenger RNA, 1443 nt
Organism: Gossypium arboreum
Lineage: Eukaryota; Viridiplantae; Streptophyta; Magnoliopsida; Malvales; Malvaceae
Product: 1-aminocyclopropane-1-carboxylate oxidase homolog 1-like
Exons: 4
Coding region: 1-1443 (480 amino acids)
Source: RefSeq, a predicted model, not a curated record